UUGUCAGCGCGCACUGCCGGGAGCUCGCACUUCUUCCAGCCUCCUGCGGGCUCUGGACUUGACUCUGACUGCAGCGCUGGUCGCGGGGACGCGGAUCUAGGGCCUUUGUCCGGAGCUGCGGGAUGCGCGGGAAGCGCCACGCAGCAGAGUAGCUGUGCGCCAGGGAAGCGGGUCCCCGAGCCGAAGAACACCGCCCAGCAGUGCUGGGGGCUCCUGGGGAUGGAUGCGAGGCCGCCGCGUGCGAGUUCCCACCUGGAUGUGUGACGUGUGGCUGUGCCAGCCCUCCUAGUGAGACCUGGUACUGAAGACAGACACUGGACAGGCCCAGCUCAGCCCACUGGGUUCCAGAAGUGGAUUGAAGCCCUAGCAGGAACAUGAGCGAGGACACGGUCCCUGAGGCGGCCUCGCCGCCACCCUCUCAAGGACAGCACUACUUUGACCGGUUCUCUGAGGAUGACCCUGAAUACUUGCGCCUUCGCAACCGUGCAGCCGACCUGCGGCAGGACUUCAACCUGAUGGAGCAGAAGAAGCGGGUCACCAUGAUCCUGCAGAGCCCCUCUUUCAGGGAGGAGCUGGAAGGUCUCAUCCAGGAACAGAUGAAGAAGGGCAACAAUUCCUCCAACAUCUGGGCGCUACGACAGAUCGCGGACUUCAUGGCCAGCACCUCCCACGCAGUCUUCCCAGCUUCUUCCAUGAACUUCUCCAUGAUGACGCCCAUCAAUGACCUCCACACUGCUGACUCCCUGAACCUGGCCAAGGGGGAGAGGCUUAUGCGGUGCAAGAUCAGCAGUGUCUACCGCCUCCUGGACCUCUAUGGCUGGGCACAGCUCAGCGACACCUAUGUCACGAUGAGAGUGAGCAAGGAGCAGGACCACUUCCUGAUCAGCCCCAAGGGGGUUUCCUGCAGUGAGGUCACGGCAUCUAGCCUGAUCAAGGUGAACAUUCUGGGAGAGGUGGUGGAGAAGGGCAGCAGCUGCUUCCCCGUGGACACCACAGGCUUCAGUCUGCACUCGGCCAUCUAUGCCGCCAGACCUGACGUGCGGUGUGCCAUCCACCUGCACACCCCUGCCACAGCUGCGGUGUCAGCUAUGAAGUGCGGCCUCCUGCCUGUCUCCCAUAAUGCCCUGCUGGUGGGGGACAUGGCCUACUAUGACUUCAAUGGGGAAAUGGAGCAGGAAGCAGAUCGAAUCAACUUGCAGAAGUGCCUUGGACCCACCUGCAAGAUCCUGGUGCUGAGAAACCAUGGCAUGGUCGCUCUGGGUGACACCGUGGAGGAGGCUUUCUAUAAGGUCUUCCACCUACAGGCUGCGUGUGAGGUACAGGUGUCGGCUCUGUCCAGCGCUGGAGGAACUGAGAACCUCAUCCUCCUGGAGCAAGAGAAACACCGGCCGCAUGAGGUGGGCUCUGUGCAGUGGGCAGGCAGCACCUUUGGGCCAAUGCAGAAGAGCCGGCUGGGAGAGCAUGAGUUCGAAGCCCUCAUGAGGAUGCUGGACAACUUAGGCUACAGAACAGGCUACACCUACCGGCACCCCUUUGUCCAAGAGAAAACCAAACACAAAAGUGAAGUGGAGAUCCCGGCCACAGUCACUGCCUUCGUGUUUGAAGAGGACGGCGCCCCAGUGCCUGCCCUGCGCCAGCAUGCCCAGAAACAGCAGAAGGAGAAGACCCGCUGGCUUAACACGCCCAACACCUACCUGCGGGUGAACGUGGCCGACGAGGUGCAGAGGAACAUGGGCAGUCCCCGGCCCAAGACCACGUGGAUGAAAGCUGACGAGGUGGAGAAGUCCAGCAGUGGCAUGCCCAUACGGAUCGAAAACCCAAACCAAUUUGUGCCUCUCUACACCGACCCCCAAGAAGUACUGGACAUGAGGAACAAGAUUCGAGAACAAAACCGACAAGACAUAAAGUCUGCAGGGCCUCAGUCCCAGCUCUUGGCCAGCGUCAUCGCGGAGAAGAGCCGGAGCCCGUCUACAGAGAGCCAGCUGAUGUCCAAGGAUGACGCAGAUACCAAAGAUGAAUCCGAGGAGACAGUGCCCAACCCCUUCAGCCAACUCACCGACCAGGAGCUGGAGGAGUACAAGAAGGAGGUGGAAAGGAAGAAACUAGAACAGGAACAGGAAGGGGAGAAGGACACUGCCACAGAAGAGCCUGGCUCACCUGUAAAGUCCACACCUGCAUCUCCGGUGAAGAGCCCGACAAAAGCGGGGACCGAGAGUCCGGCAGUUUCUCCUUCCAAGGCUUCAGAGGAUGCCAAGAAGACAGAAGAUGGUGAAGCCACCACAGAGCCCGAGCCAGCGAAACCGGAAGGGGUGGUGGUUAACGGGAAGGAGGAGGAGCCGAGUGCGGAAGAGGUCCUCAGCAAAGGACUGGGCCAGAUGACCACCAACGCUGACACUGAUGGUGACAGCCAGAAGGACAAAACCGAGUCAGUUACGAGCGGCCCCUUGUCCCCAGAGGGCUCGCCCUCCAAGUCACCCUCCAAAAAGAAAAAGAAAUUCCGAACCCCCUCCUUCCUGAAGAAGAGCAAGAAGAAGGAGAAGGUGGAAUCCUGAUCAGUGGCUCCUGCUGCAUCCCUGCCCUCCUUCCCUGCCCUUCUCCCAACUCUGCCCCUGGAGCCCAGGGCCAGUGAGGGAUAGAGAAGGACCUGGGAUCACACUCAGAGGGGAGCUUAGAGGCAGCCUUCCCAGAGCGGCCAGGUGUCCUGCCCACAGUCACAGUUAGUUGGUGGCGGAGCCCACCCUAGAUUUGAGCUUCCUGACUCCCACGGUCAUGCUCUGUCCUCUGUUCAACACUGCCUAGUCCUGGGCUGCCUCUGUUAGGACACCACCUGCCAGCCUGAGCCCAGGGCAGGAAGGCCAAGCACCGGGCAUGGUCACGGAUGCUCAUAGGCCAAGGCUUCCCCUGAGUAAGGUCCAUCUCUUCCCAGGAAUCCUGCCUCUUGCUGAUGGAACUGUCUCCACAGCAAGAAGCCAUACUUCUCUCUUCCAUUUUGGGUCCCUUCCCCUGCUCAAAGUAACCAGGCAAACUGACCUGCUUCCCCUCCCCACAACAGAAGUUAAUCUCUGAUCCCCAGGCUGAUGGCUUAGCUUGUACUUUUCCAAACACUAAUCCUGAGCUUUUGACAUGGAACCCAUUGAGUGAUGGAUGGAAGAACCUAAGAACAGACAGAGAGAGGGCAAGCCAAGUCAGCUUAAUGAGUGGACAGGGGGCCAUCCAUCUAAGAGCCUAGGCUCCUGGCCUGUCUGUAUUGUACAUCUCACAGGCUACAAAAUUCAACCUAACUGUAGCAUAAGAAAAAGUCCCAUGCUCAGGGCAGGAAGUCGAGGACAUCUAAAUCUUGUGCUGGUGUUAAGUUAUGUGAAGGGGUCAAAUGCCACUUUGGCUUUGCAUGGUUUGCAGAGCGGCACCUGCCUCGAUCUUGCCUUGCAGCCAGGUGUCCUUUGGCCCUCCCUCAUGCCCAGGAGCCCCUGCCCAUAGACCAGAGCAUCUUACUCUUGGCACCUUGACCUUGGCUCUUUGGGUCCCAACUCUGAAUUACCGGAGGUCCAGCAAAGGACAGAAAUGAGUCUUUCUUGGUUAAUUCUCUCUCACCAGCUUUCAGAGACACGCCUGGCAUUCCUAACACUCUCUUGCAUCCCUGGCUUGGUGAUAGGCACAGCUGUAACAUUAAGUGCCAACACCAUUUUUCCAUAUCCUCCCAAGGAGUAGUGUUGGCUAAUGAGCAUUUCUGGCUCCAAGACAAUCCAUCUUCCUUAAAGCACAGCGUCUUCAAAGAGCAUUUCUCUUUUUGUUCUGAUUAUUGUAAAGGUAUUUUUGAAAUUUCUUGACUCAUUUUUCACUUUGCACACUUGCUGUCUAUAGACACCAUACAGGCUUUACCUUCUGCCCUCUCAAUACCCCAUUCCUCCCUUUUCGUGGUAAGGAAACUGAACCCCAUCGGGGUAAUUGACUUGCUGAGCAAGAUCUGAAGGCUGGAUUUGAACCCAGGUCAAUCUGAGCCAAGCUCUUCCCAAUUGUGGUGAAUGGACAGAGGCUUUGGCCCAUUAGCCAUUUCUGCAACUGGUCUUGGCUGUGUGGCGUCAGCACUUGCCAUGAUGUUAGAGAGAUCACCUGUUGUUGCCCUAAGUGAUUCAGUCAGCUGCUGGUGAUUGGGUGGUGGUGAGAUCUCUGCCCCCUGACAACAGAGAGCUGAACCCUCUGGCUGCAGCAGGAAAUCCCACCACACUUGGCUGGCUGUCUCUUAAGCAGAUCUGAGAACCCAGGGCUGAUUUGUGGCUGCUGCCCAGGCCCCAUUUUCGUUCUGCUUACUGGUUGGGUCAAGUCUAAUGACAGACAACCCAAUGCCCCUGUGUGUGAAUGCUCAGAAUUCUGUCUUCCUGCAGGAACUGCCUUCUUAGGAAUAAGAUCGCACAUUUAUUCAUUCAUUUUUCCCUGAAUGUUCAUUAACUAUCCACUUGUAUCAGACACUUAAAAGAAAGAUAAGAGGUGUCAACCUCGAAGAGGCAGCAUUUAUGAGCUGGUGCUCAGGAUGAAGUCCAUUGUCUCUGCCCAACAUGCUCCCUUUAUUACCUUUAUGACAGCGAGGCUUGCUUAGGGUAAAAUGUCAGAGCUUUGCUGGAGUGUUACCGUUGGGGUCAAAGCCAUGAGUUCAGCUCAUAGUCACCCAUCUGCUGAUUCCUUGUAUGUUCAGGAAACACUCAUCUGUGAGCAUGUGCGAUAUGUAGACAAGAUACAGAGCAGGCAGGGCACACAGGUGGGCCAGGGCAGCAAUGACUGACCAUCCAGUCUUCUGGGGGUGGGCACAGGGAAGCCUUCCAGAAAAUUGAUGGCUGAAUUGGGUUUUAAAAACAGAAACUUGGGAAAAACAAGUCAGCAGAAGUGGACAGAUGUGAGAGCAUAGGACUCCACACUCUGUCCUUCUGGGUCACAUGGAACUGUCAGAGCAUUAUGAGAAACGUGAAAGAAGUGGUUUACAUCCCAGGUAGGCAGGGCUGAGUCAUAAGAAGACUUGUAGACAGUGUGCAAGACCUGGAUUUUACCAUGUCCCGGACACUGAGGGCUGUUAAUUAGGGUAGAAUCAUAAAUAGAAGGGUGUUGUCGAGUCCCUUUGGUGACCCAAUGGGGAGUGUGUGGGUAAGGCUGCCGACUGAUCUCCUGCUGUAUUCUCCCCCACUGCACCAGUUUCUAGCUUAGAAUUCCUCUCGUGGAAUUUUUGGGAUUAAAAACAUCUGAAGAUUUCAACGAGCUAAUAAUGCUGGGUUCACAGCUCAGGCCCUAUUUUGAUUUGGGAUGAGAUCAUGGGAGUAUAAAGACAUUUCAUCUAUUUCCUUCUUCCCUUGUACAUAAAGGAUGCGCCGUGCACAGCCCUGAGGACUGUAGAAACGGCUGUGCAGCCCAGACACAGCAUUUCUUUGGCUCUGUGUAAAAGUUGUUUCAAGGUUCAGCUGAUGGGGAGGGGUGUGUAAGCUCAGAGUUUACUGGUCACCAGCUUGUUUCUCACUGAGCCACUGCAAUUGCCACUGAGAAGGGUAUUGGUGCUACUGUGUGACCAGCUGAUUGGAAAAUGAAGCGGCUUCUUGACCUGUCUCCCCAUCCAGCUGUACAGUAGGGCAGAGGCCAUCCUGGCUCCCGUGAUGUCACAUGCUUGGAGCAGUUGUGAUCUGUGAGGGCUACCCGUUUUGUGUGAUCACCGCCCCAACUGCACUCCAGCCUGGGUCUGGCCUCUCUUCAUCCGACCCAAGGCCUGGUCCCCCUUAAACCAUUGGAAGAGCCAGAUGCCGCUUGGUAAUGAGUAUCAAGUCCUUGCUCUGUGGACAGAGGAUGUGAGGGACAUGGAUGAGGGCCACAAGUCUCUCACAAACCCACCGUAAGGCACUGCUCUGAGCACCCAAUCAUGGAGACCAUGCCUGAACCUAGCCCCUGUGGGAUGGCAGCGUGGCCACAGGGCCACUGCUCUUGUUAAUGUGAGCAGAAACGCUAAAAUGUGUCUGAAGGAACCAUGGGCCCCUGAGUAUAAAAGUUUAGAGCUACAUUUGGACUUCUCGGGAAUGUUUGCUUAGGGACAGGACACGGCCCUCUGGAGGCCACUGUGCCAGGCCUUUUCAUAGGUGUGAGUUUUAUGUCUUAGUUCUAAACCAAAUGUAAUGAGUUCUUGACAGCCAAACAGGACUAUUGAAGCAUUCACCCCUUGCUCAUUUUAUACAUGUGGUCCCACAAAUACCCCAGGCUCUUGGCAUAGUUACCACCCACUGUGGCCAGAGAGGCCAUGAGGCUUCUUACAGCAUUUCUUAUCACUAAGCCCAACUGAACUCUCUAUGACCCCCAUAUAAUUCAGAAAACCUGAGAGCUGAGUGAAAUGCCAGUUAUCUGCUCUCUAUUCCCAUGGAUGGGAUAGGGUACCUCACAGCUUAACAGGCCAUCAUGCCUGCUCCGCAGGUGAUUUAAUAUGAAAAGGAGGGGUCCAGAAGCAACUGAAAUUCUCGAAACAUGUCCACUUGUUUUCUGUGUGCACACCCUCUUUCUCCAAUGUGAGGAGGCUCCCACAGUGCUGUGACUACUUCCCAGGACCCUAUCUAAUCAGGAUGAGGUGUUCUUCCUGUCAGAAAUGAGAGGUCACAUAUAGAGCCCAGUUCCCAAGGCUCCUGACUCCCUUCUGUCCCUUACUGAGGAAGCCACCUUGUGCAGAAGUCUGUGGGGAUCUCACACAGUGGGGUGUCCUUCAGUGGACAAAGGGUCAUCUUUGCACUGGCAGUGCCCUGGUAGGCUUCUUCCCACAGGGACAAGACUCAGUAUUUGGGUGUCCCUAGAAAGUAUGGAAGUCAUGUCCUGCCUCGUUCACAUAGGGGUUGCAUUAGGUUUUUGCCAAGCUGACUUUUGUGCCAGUGGUCUUCAAGAUUCUCCUACAAAUUGGGUCAUCACUUUGAGAACUUAGGGCCAGAGAUAGAGGGGGUUCAUGAUGCCGGGGGGGGGGGCUCAAGUGCAGGCUAGCCUGGGAAGGCAGAGUCUUCCAUGGGAGUCAGGUCUUCAGCCCCUUCCUCACCCUUUCUGUCCCAUGCACCUGGGUAAGGCUGGACCCUGAAGAUCCUUCCCAUGUCUCUUGGGUAGAGAUGACAUCACCAAAACUCAAGGAAUCUUGGGAAGGACCUAAACUCUUCUCCCCUUCAGCAAACCAGCCUGUGGUUUAAUUCUCCCCUUUAACAUGAACCAGGGUGGCAGCUGGACCUAAGCCAGGGGGUCUCACUUGGGAAACACCACAGACCCUUGUAUGAUGGCAAUAAGUUUGGGGAAGCCCCAGACCCUCAUUUCAAUGCCACCUUGUGCCUGUGGGUCUUACUGUGUUGGUGACUCAUACCACAAGAUUGCCCUGUCUGUAAAUUCCUUAAACUGCUAAAGGUGAUGAGAGGUUAGGCAGAGUGGGAGAGGCAGGCACCACGGGGUGCAGGGUCACGGGAACCCAGGCUGGCCAGGGAGUGCAGUGUCUUCGUAAGUAAUGCUGUGGGUGGUGUUGGUGAAAUGUCUGUCGGACAAUCGUCACAUGAGAGUACGACUUCCUGUCUUCCCUUGUACAUAGGCUGUCUGUGUUUGGCUUUUCCUAGUACUGUGAGGUUUUGAAGAGGGAUUCCAUGUAAUACUCUGUGCUGUGACAUGCCACCCUCCCCCGAGAUCACACAUCUUCCCCACAAACGGUUCUGCCUUUCUGUAUGCUAACACAUUGAGCCACUGACGUGCAGCUGGAUGGCUAGGCUCUGGGGUUUUAUUUUGCAAUUUUAUAUAUAUAUAUACAUAUAUAAUAUAUAUAUUUAUGGGUUGGUUUUAUAUGGUUUUCUGUUUGAAUCUAUGAGCAACAAAGCUCCCCUUUGAUUUUCAUGAGAACUUUCCAAAGGCCUUUUUCUGCUUUGGUAUCUGACUGUGUUUGGGGUGGACUCUGCCCGUGGGUUUCUCCGUGUGUGCUGUUAUUUCACCUACAGAUCUUACCCUAGUAAACCAGAUGUGCUUGGCUUCCCAA
Molecule: messenger RNA, 8005 nt
Organism: Peromyscus maniculatus bairdii (prairie deer mouse)
Lineage: Eukaryota; Metazoa; Chordata; Mammalia; Rodentia; Cricetidae
Gene: Add2
Product: adducin 2
Biological process (GO): barbed-end actin filament capping
Cellular component (GO): plasma membrane; cytoskeleton; postsynaptic density
Molecular function (GO): actin filament binding
Source: RefSeq, a predicted model, not a curated record